Fomitopsis serialis is the source of this 1158-nucleotide messenger RNA. RefSeq lists its product as uncharacterized. Bases 276 to 968 code for a protein of 230 amino acids. The record is from RefSeq and is a predicted model, not a curated record. The transcript has 2 exons. NCBI's taxonomy places the organism in Eukaryota, Fungi, Basidiomycota, Agaricomycetes, Polyporales, Fomitopsidaceae.
UCAUGUAUCUUGCAUGCAUACAAUGGUAUCAUAUGGCGUUGAUCUCACUGGCAGGUUCAUCUGCUUGGAUGCACCAGCGUCGAUGUGUGGGGUUGACAUGUCAAGGAUGCUCAAUCGACGUCCAAUAAAGGUCGCUCUCGUGCCAUCACGGCCCUUGUUCAAGUCGCGUCUCCGAGCAUUUGCGUCGCAGAUGGGUAGAGUGACGCGCUAGGGCAAAUGACUGCGGCUUUCAAGCUCUACGUCUUGUUCAUAAGCUACACACAGCUACCGGCCGCAUGCAAUUCUCGGACGCCGGAGUCACAUAUACAUCGUACUCGCAUCUGCCCUCCUCUCAUACCGAUUUGACACAUGCGCACCUCGGUGACCGAGCCAAUACACUCAUCUCGCCUCACACAUGGCGCUGGAAGGGACCCUCAUUGGGCUCAAAACCUCUUUUAGACAUAUCUAGUCGUGCCAUCGGCACGAACACACAUUCAGGCCGUCCAUCCGCGGGCUGCGACGAUGUGCGAAACCUUUACAUGAUCCUGCAUGUAGGUGAGCCACAUCCUACACAUGUCCUUCGAGCACCGCGCAUGAUCACUGAGCCCCACAGCAUGUCGUACGCCGAAGGAUUGGUUUCAUACAUGCCACAGUUUACCCAAGCUCAAAACGCAAGUCUUCGUACAAUGGCAGAUACACAGGAACUCCGAAGAAUCAGGCUUCGGCCGAAGACAAUGUUUCGAACACAGGUGCCACAUGUUGGAUCAGUUUGGCCAACAUCUAAUACCAAACACCCGAUGUCGACCAAACAUCCGGGUAUGUCACUCUGCACCGUCGGCAGUUUUUGUAAUCACGGCUCUGCGAUACUGCUUACACGCCUCUCACACAAAGCCAUACCCCCAUCAUACAGGCUUUCCGCUAAGUGUGUCUUAUUCGACAUGUCUACCCGUGACCUGGACACAGUGGUAGAUGUACCGGUCGCCAUUUAACCUCUGGACUAACUUGAGAAAGCUGGUGGAGGUAAUGUUAGACCCCCUGAGCAGGAUGUUGACUCGGGUUUUGAAUCAUCAUGCGGUGCCCUCGUAUUUACAUAAAUCCCCUGAGAAGCGUACGAACUUAAGCAUCUGUUCUCUGAGGGAGCCCCCCCCCCUUACUCUAGAUAUGGAUUCGACGAAGAUC